This is a messenger RNA of Hyalella azteca, 2435 nucleotides long. RefSeq lists its product as uncharacterized. Gene Ontology annotation, biological process: positive regulation of voltage-gated potassium channel activity; sleep; regulation of synaptic transmission, cholinergic. The record is from RefSeq and is a predicted model, not a curated record. Lineage: Eukaryota; Metazoa; Arthropoda; Malacostraca; Amphipoda; Hyalellidae. Bases 1281 to 1799 code for a protein of 172 amino acids. The transcript is spliced from 5 exons.
CGUUCAAGAGUUUCAACCGGAUGGUUUCUGUCCUCCGUGUUUCAUUUUGCCAGUCACAAUUCGCACGCUGUGAGGUAUUUUGUUUGAGAUAUUUUCUCCUUCAGCGCUUAAAAACUUAUAUAAGCAUGUCUGCGGACAAAGAAGAAAAACCUAAGGUUGAUUUAGGGCUUUUGGAAGAAGAUGAUGAAUUUGAAGAAUUCCCUGCUGAAGACUGGGGCCCUGAAGAGGAAGAUGCAGACGACAUAAAUGUGUGGGAGGAUAAUUGGGAUGACGAUAACAUUGAAGAUGACUUCUCUCAGCAGUUGAAAGCGGAGUUGGACGUGCAGCCCAUGCAGUAGCCCUUAUCUGAUGUCAGCAGCGCAUGAUGCAUAGCUUUAAUAAUAAACUACUUUUUUUUUAAUUAGAGUGGUUUUAUUGCUUCCUAUAAACUAAGUGAGGCUUCAGUGACUUAUUGCUAAUCCUGUUUUUAUGAUGCUGGGAAACUGGCUCUUGAUGUUUUAAUCAAUGUGAAUAAUUCUAAAUGCGUUCACAGUGCUUUAUAUUUAUUCAUUUCGCCUUUAAUCAUAUAAUUAUCCUGUUUAUUUGACCUUUGAUAAUGUAACAUAAAAAUAAUGAAGUUUAGUGAAAGAUAAAUUUUACUAAUCUCAUAGAAUUCAAAAGGAAUUAUAAUUAAGCGCUGAUGGCAUAAACAGAAACAAACAAGCCGUUUUGCGGGAGUUGACUGUUGAGAUUGUCAGCGCUUCUCUCGGCGCUCUCUUGAGUUUGUUUUCUCACGCCGAUAGCGAGGGAAGCAUGCGCAGCAUCCAUGGCUGCAUGAGUGGCUGGCUCAGCCACUCAGUCAAUCGAAGUGCGGCGCGGUGUGAGGACGCAGCACAGAACCUCCUUUCGAAUGUCACGAAUAUUUUUUAACAGUUGUACGUUAACGAAUCAAAACAGACCUGCGUUAUUUGAAACUUACGGCAUAUAUGUAGAUUUUAGUAGUACAUUAUCCGAAAAGUAUUGGAUGGCGAUUUAAUGAAAAUGUCACGCUAAUUUCGAUUUUCUGAGAUAAUAAUGAGAAUAUUUAAUUAGUAGUGCAACGCUUAAAGAGAUGCGACUCUUUGCGAGGAGGAAAUUGAUGAAGUUGCACUCCCAUCGUCCAGCAUACUAAAAAUUAUUUUCGCCCUAAUUUAAAAUGAUUGUCUAUGACUAACUUAGUUGUGUUUCUCGCAAACUUGGUAUCAUACUAAUCAUAUCGAUUUAAUUCUCUAAACGGCAAGCAAUUUUAUGCGUCAAUAUAAAUGCCGCGCUUACCUCUAUCCCCAGAAAUGCUUGCCGAUCGAUCGUCAAAAGCCUCGUGCGAUUGUCCAUCUCCGCGAGAACAGAAAGCUUCUCGCUGCUCUAAAGUUGCGCAGCCGCCAUGCAGAUCAGGAGUGAAUGGCAUAGGAUGCUACAUUUGUUCGAGUAAAAAUGGCAGUGAUCCCUACUGCGAAGAUCCGUUCCACCCUGGUCACUCGACUUAUGCCAGCAGCUGUCAAGUCGGGAAAAAGAACCACAUCGGUCGAUUUCCUGCUAAUUUCUGCGUGAAAAUUACAGGACAGUCAACUCGUACGGGCGUGACACUCAUGAUCAGAAUAUGCGUGCUGGAGAACAUGGACUCACAGUGCGGUCUCUUCAAGUUCGAGAACGAGGAGCUCUCGGGCUGCAUCCUUACCUGCAACGACGACGGCUGCAAUCCUGCUAACACGCUGCGUCUGUCUCCUCUCAUGUUGUCAGCAUCUUUCCUCUCUAUUUCUUAUAUAUUAAAUAGCAGAUUCUGAAAUUAAAUAGCCAAGUCCCGGCUACCCGUAGUAAUAUUCAAAGUUGUUUAUGACCCUUUUUAAUCUGAUACACACGCAUCGAACGCCAUGCGAACGCUAUUUGAAAAAUAAAAUUUGUAAACUCUUUUAGGUUAUUAAAAAUUUUAUUAAUCGUAAUUUCAGUGGUCAAUAGGAAUUUUUUAGUUUUGUGAUGGCAACAUAUAUGAUCUUUGAAUUUCAGAGGCAGAAAUUGCAUUCUUAUUUUGCUAGUAAUAACUUUUUGAUUUAGUGUGCGCAUAAAUAUUAUGAAGAAUUAUUUAUUAUAAAGCCACUUCAUUUUUGCUCGCGACAUCGAUUCCUCUUCAUUGGCCUCGCUCGGUUUACUGGACGUAGUCGGCGAUUCUGUGUUUUUAAGUUUCCACACCCAUGCCAAACUCCAGUUGCAUUUAUAAUAAUACCGUUACUGAAGCUCUCACAUAAUAAUCUCAACCAGUGAAAUGUUUAGAAGUCUAUAAGUUGAAUUGAAGCUUUCUCGCUAGCUAACAACUGAUGAGACGCAGCUUCAUAUUGCCAGUUUUUUGGAAUAAGUCUGUAAAUGUUCGUUCUUAUUAGUGUUGUUCAUUUGUUUGUAUUAAAAUAUAAGGUAAAUAUAUAAGU